Molecule: messenger RNA, 1619 nt
Organism: Phaedon cochleariae (mustard beetle)
Lineage: Eukaryota; Metazoa; Arthropoda; Insecta; Coleoptera; Chrysomelidae
Source: the annotation of a GenBank genome assembly
CAACAAUCAUGAGCAAAAUACUGCAAAUUAUCAAUGUCAUAAAUGUCAGAAAAUAGUUAUAUUUAUUUUGAUUUUUCACCUUUGAUGGUAUAAAAUGUACGUAAUUGUAAAGAUUGUUUCCACAAUAUUCGUGUACUAUAGAAGAUAAUUAAUUCUGAGUUAUAGUGACUAUACAUAAAUGCAUCCGGUAUGCUGAAUUGCAUGUUAUUCAUCUAAUGCAGAUCUAAUGUAAAAGAUAAGUGGGCCAAAACUACAUAUUCAUACAAGUUGCUACAAAGAAAUGACCCUGAUCGAAGCUUUGAGUGAUGAAGUAUUUCAUUUCUUGAUAGCCUUCUUCGUCAUUGGCAUUGUGUCUUUUGCUUGGUGGACUACCAAUAUCAAUGAACAGAGACACAUAAGGACUGUUUUGUUGCUGGAGAGGACCAUAAGACAUAGGUUUCAUAGAAGACUCACCAACCAUACUGAAGCUAUUACAAUAUCUGAGGGUACCAGUGAUCCACCAGCAGUUUCUGAAGAAGUAACACCUACUACAGAACUUCCUCCUAAUACAGAGCAGUCUCCAGACACUGAUAAACCUCCAGAAGCCAGUACAAGCAAUAAUCCUUCAACUCCUCAAGUUGAUGAUUUGGUAGAUGGUGAUAAUAGAGAAGAACAAAGUAUUAUCAAUACAAUGGAUGCAGACACCUGUGUUGUGAGACAGAGGAGACUGGCAUUUUAUGAUAAUCUGAGGAAUGAAACCCAAAAUCAAGAACCAACCACCUCCUGUUCUGGAAUUUAUGAGCCUGCAGGAGUUCCAUCCCAAGCAACUUCAAGUGUUGAAACUGAAGAUAGCCCCAAUAAUUGUGAAGUUGGUGAUACCAAGAAUACAGAGGAGGGCAAAUCUGGCUUGACCAUCAAACUGAAAUACAUUAAUGAUGAUAUAAGGAUAGUGGAGGGUAGCUUCACUGAAUCUUUGGAGGAUUUUAAAAAGCGCCACUUCGAGCAAGAACUCUCCGCCAACAAGCUCAUCCGGCUCAUCUUCAACGGGCAAGUGCUACAGCCAGACACACAAACCCUCAAACACUGCGGCCUGUUCGACAAUUGCGUCGUGCACUGUCUGGUGCACCCCAAAAGGCAGCCGCCCGCCGACGCCACUGUGGUGGAGAGCCGCAGCGAGGGGUAUUCUUUCCCCAAUAUUGGGGGAGAUGCUGAUAGGAACAGGGACUGGGACCUGGGGAACUUUCUGUUUGCUUUUAUCAGUUUGAUGCUGUUGGCCGCUUGGUAUUUCAGGUAUGUGUAUGCCCAUUUGUACACAGUGACAGCCACGGUGGGUUUGAUCCUGAUCACGGGCAUAUUCACCAUUGUUCUGGUCGGCAUGUACUUCCCCGAUAACGAGAAUUUUCCCAACCCGACUAUCCAUAUACGGGAAAGGGUGUCGACUACAGGGUCGCCACCACGUCAGUAAUCACAUCGGAGUUAUGUACUUACGUUUACCUACCUACUGUUUUUUUUUUAUUUACAACUGGAGACCAUAUUAUAUUUUCGUUGAUUCUUUUAAGGCUUGUGUAUAAUAUUAUAAUUGUAAGUUUAAAUUGUAUGCGUUAUUUAAUGAGUAAAUAAGAUUUGUUGAUCUUUGUAAU